GAUGGUUGACACGGGGAAGGGUUCCCAGCACGGCAUGUAACUCAGGAGGCGAUAACGUUUGCUGCUCAACGCCGGAUAUAUAUAUAUCAUAGUUCUACAGGAUAUUCUAACAGACGGCGUUACUGAAAUGGACGAUGUGGAGAUCACAGAUGUCGAAGAAGAAAACUCGCCUUUUCUGGUGGAGAAGGCACCCCUCGACAACCAGGAUCUGAGUUCCGUGAGCCUGCUUGUAGGAGAGCUUCUGUCCCAGUAUGGAUGGUACCUGCUGGUUGGGACUGUUGUCGUCUACCUGCUCAUCCAGUAUCUGAGCAAGAGGAUAUCCAGCAGGAGCUCCAGCAGCUCACCCGAACAAACACUGCAAGAUGCAGCGUUGGUGGCAAAAAGACAAGAAGGCAUGGAAGCUUCUCGCAUGAAGAUGCAACAGGAGCUUGAUGCCAAAGCUGUAAUCUUCAAAGAGAAGCAAAGACAGCAAGAAGAAGAGAAGAGGAGGCAGAAAAUCGAGCUAUGGGAGAGUAUGCAACCGGGAAGAAGUUUUAAAAGCGGCAAAACGUCUCGGACCACCGAAGAGGCCGACUCAUCAACGACCGCGUCCAAACCAAAGUCGGACAAGAAGCCACUUCGCAGUGAGGACUACAACCCCUUGACCGGACAGGGAGGAAGCUCCUGCGCCUGGAGGCCUGGCAGGAGAGCGCCGUCAUCUGGUGGAUGAGGGUAAAGAGGGUCAGAGGCGUUGGUCUGUUUGACCUCUGACCUCUGACAUCCUGAUGCGCACACUGACUGACUAAACCAAGCUGCCAAUAUCACAAACCCUAAGAUAUAUCACCAAUAUGUUAUAUUAGUUUUUUAAACCUGCUCCAUAUUUCUAGUGGGUGUUGAUCAGUUGGCUUCAUUAAUUGCAUCUCUCCCGUUUUCAACUGUUAUUUACUUAGUUCACCUUCAAAGGGAUUCAUUAAUGUGGGCGUUGAAAGCUUGUAAUGACGCCAUUCCUGUAACCGGUGUGAAACCAGCAGGUUUGGCUGAUGAAGUUCUCAGUCGGUGUGUUUUUCUUCUCAUAUAUUUUCAUAUUUGUACCAGCAGAGCUAUCGAGUUGAUGUUACUACAGUAGCUGCUGGUGGACAUGACAAGAUCUCGUCCAUUCUGAUGAUGUAGUUAACAGUUUGAUCAAAAUGUAAGACGGGUAUGUCUAGACUGUAUACGCAUAUUUGUAGUCAAUAAAGAUAUGCUCCUGGGUA
Pseudoliparis swirei is the source of this 1232-nucleotide messenger RNA. It is a transcript of the gene selenos, whose product is annotated as selenoprotein S. Gene Ontology annotation, biological process: retrograde protein transport, ER to cytosol; endoplasmic reticulum unfolded protein response. Gene Ontology annotation, cellular component: Derlin-1-VIMP complex; endoplasmic reticulum membrane; Derlin-1 retrotranslocation complex. The coding region runs from base 128 to 709 and encodes 193 amino acids. Lineage: Eukaryota; Metazoa; Chordata; Actinopteri; Perciformes; Liparidae. The transcript has 6 exons. The record is from RefSeq and is a predicted model, not a curated record.